AUGCUACGUUAUCUCGAUCACCAUUCUGGGCCAGACUCAGGCCGUAACAAUAUCGUUUCUGUCACAAACACAUUCAAAAUUGAAGGCCCCAACGGCACCCACACAUGCUACGUUUCUCACGUUGGCGGUCCUAGCAUGGCCCAGCUGAUCCGAACUGCGUGGCAGGUGGCGGGAAGCCGGCAGCUGCGCGGCGCCUUAACACAAAGACUGGCAAAACAGCUGACAGAAGCAAAACGUCCUUCUCCGUCUUUUGGCACUGACUCCUGGUCUCUAGAUGAGGUUUAUCGUCAACUUGGCGAUCCUAGGCAAGAAGAGGUCUUCAGCGCAUCCGGAGAGGCGCCCGGCAUCCACGCGCCCAAGUACCUCGUCCAGCCGACAUCAUUUUCCAAGCUCGAACCAAAGCAUUUCUCUCAAGACAUGGUACUCAUCGAUCUAGGCGAAGCCUUCCUCGCAGCGUCUCCACCACGCAAAGGAGAAGGGACCCCCAACAAACAUGCCUCACCAGAGCUACCACUGGCAAAGCAAGCUAGCAUGUGGUCGGAGAACAGGGCCUUUGGCUGCACGAUGUUCGAGAUGCGGUCUGGCUUUCCUUUGUUUGAAUCGUGGCUGGGGAACGAUAGCCAUGUGCUAGAGCAAAUCGUACGGACCUUAGGGAAGCCGCCAGAAUCUUUGUGUGCUGCUUUUGAGAAACGAGGUACUGCGGUGACGAAUGUGAAGGGAGCCGGCCGAUACUCUCUUGUAGACCAGGUGAGCGAGGUCGGAGCAGAAGAUGAGCCGCCAUUGAGAGGAGAAGCACCCACCAGACCUUGGAUGGAAGCACCUGAUACUAGACCGUCUUCCGAGGAAGUACGCUGCCUCGCGGGCCUGCUGUAA
Messenger RNA from Letharia lupina, 873 nucleotides. RefSeq lists its product as uncharacterized. Bases 1 to 873 code for a protein of 290 amino acids. Lineage: Eukaryota; Fungi; Ascomycota; Lecanoromycetes; Lecanorales; Parmeliaceae. The transcript is spliced from 2 exons. The record is from RefSeq and is a predicted model, not a curated record.